Diatraea saccharalis (sugarcane borer) is the source of this 4422-nucleotide messenger RNA. Lineage: Eukaryota; Metazoa; Arthropoda; Insecta; Lepidoptera; Crambidae. The record is from the annotation of a GenBank genome assembly.
AUGCAUUCAGCGUGGGGUAGUAUGGCCGCCGCGCUGCUGGUGCUUCUAGCGACAGCCACCGGCGCGCGGCUUGGAGACCUCGCGCGCCGGGACACCGGCGACGUAUUCACUUUAUUCGAUAAAGAAUGCGGACCAGCUCAAUGCGCAGAGCACGGCGCGAGAGUGACAUCCGAUACCUCAGAAGGAUGCUCAUGCUCUUGUCCACAACGUGCACCACUCUUCAGAGAAGACAGGGAGCUCUGUGUUGACGACUUACCUGGGUCUGGUCUGCAGCGAAUACCAUUUGUAUACUUGCCGCUAAAAGGACAGAUAAUACAUCCUUCUAAAGAGAUAACUUUUCAAGUAUCGGGGGCACAGUUCCUUACAAGGAAAGGGUUCCUCGACCUUCGGAACACGCUUGACGCUGACGUGCCAUUCAACCUGUUCAGAGAUGAAGGCAGGACAUUUCUCCAGUGGAGUGGCGAGGACGAAGUGCGUACACGCAUGGCGGGUCGUGUUAUGGUGGUCAGGUUGCUGUGUCGCGAUGUGUCAGCGACUCCCACCUCGCCUCUAGACUUGCGAGGGGUAUUCACGCCGUGUGUAGCUUUCAGGGUACAAGGGACUCCACCGAGGCAAUCAUUAAGUUCGUAUCAUUAUAUUCAAACUAAUAAUAAGUAGGUAAUAUUAAUAAUUUAUACAUUGGCCUGCAAAGCGCAGUAGGUUAGUGCAUUUGUUAUGCGAUGCGGAGGUGAUGCAACUUCCACAGGGGUUGGUUGAAAGGUGAACAAAAAUUUAUUAUCUCAAGAUCCUCCAUGCUUCUGUGCACUUUAUACCGUUAAUCUUGGUUAAAUAUACAAUCACAUAUCUGCACUGAGCCUGCAUGGUGGAUUACGGUUCGUUCUUCGUAAUUAGUCCAACCAUAGGGAAGACCUAUUUAUGUUCCUACUCAUGGGGCCCAGCAUGAGUAGGGACAUAAAUAGGUUGAUGAUUUUAAUAAUGAUUUGAUGGUAACUAUUGAUUUAGCAAAGAUCGAUGUGAAUGCAAAAUUUGGUAAUUCUCUCAAAGGUCGCUCAUCAGAUCAUGUUCAAAAAUAAAUUAUCUCGUGCUCCUCCGUGUUUAGGAAGACAUAUCAAGCUACUGGUAGCAUCUAUAUUAUGUAUCUCUAUGAUCUCGAAAAUAAUAAUAAAAAUAAACAUAAAUAUUAUAUUUUAUUUAUCAACAUGGAAACUUCUACAAAUGAAUAAUGUCAUAUUAUCUUUUUUAGAUGUCACAGAAGUUCAGUUUGCGUCUAACGCGCAAACUUCAGAAGCAUCGAGCACAUCAGGUCUCUCUGUUACUGAAUACGUCGCCAUCGGUCUCAGCUCGUUACUUCUAGGACUAAUCUACGUUGCAUCCGUUUUCCUCUAUCUGCACAUAAGAAAACGAAAGAAGGCAGCCUCUAACGAAGGCAGUACUAAAAGAAUUAAAGGCUUGAAGAAAAAGGACGGCUCUAUAAUAACAGAAAGAGACAUAAUAAGAGUAACCAAUGAACGGAUGCAGCCAAUCAGUAACGCCAUUACUCAAGAUGAAGGAGUAGUCAAGAAAAACCCACUUUUGAAUAUAACUCGACAAUUCCAUGAAAGCAAAAGUUUCCCCAGUGAUUCUGGUAGUAAUUUGUCUGAUUCUGAAGACUUCGCGGAGAGUAGUGCCAGAAGCGACGACACUAACUUAUACAAUAACCAAAUAACAUCCGCAGUUGUACACCUACAUCGUAGCGAGUUGAAACAUCAAAAUGGUACAGAACUCUCACAUCGCGACGAAUCUGGAAUCGAACGGCUUCCCGACGAACAUGUUUCGAUUGUAGAAACAACAGACGAUCGUGAAAUAGCACGUCCAGUUGGCACCACAAGACGCAAGCUUUAUUUUAAUCCAGCCUACUUUGAACCCCAACUAAUGGCAGAACCUCCUCCAGCAGCUUUGGAAUUUCUCGUGAAAAUAAGAGAAGUUAUUUCAAUUGCGAAACACAAAAUGGCUGCAAAACGUUUCCAUCCAGUUCUAAAUGAAAUACCCGAAGAAGAAACAUAUCCAUCUACUUCUAACAGUAUAGACAUUUAUCAAGGUCUAGGAAGUCAGAGGAGCGGAAGUGUCAUUAGUCUUAAAAGAGAAAAUAAUAGGAAAAAAAGUGUUACCUGCGUAGGUUGCCCGGGAUGCAAAUCUGACAAUGACAAAGAUAUACUUAACUAUAUGAAAUUCAAUAUGAGUGCAUGUUCUAACUGUCAACAUCAUAGAGGUGAUAAACAAAACAGUAUAAGGCAAUGGUUGGAAAACAUACCUAUUGGAAAACAACAACCAUCCCACAGCGAGACUUCAAAAAAUACAGACAACUUUUUAUUACUUCCAUGUAAUGAUAAUCGAAAUAAACUAAGAAAACAAAAUAGCUUUACAGCUUCAAACUCUAUGUGCACUAGAGAACAUUCAUCUACAUCGAAAAAAUCCUCAAAUAUAUCCGUCCGAUCAGAACCACCUUUACGAAGUUAUAAUCUACCUUUACCCGAAUUCGAAAACGCGAAUUGCUUCCAUAACCAUAAAAACAAUAACCAUUGCCAAACUGUAUCUAGAGUGGAUGACAUCAGACCAAUUGGACUUAGUGACUAUCGUCCAGGGAGUUUACGAAGUUCUGUUAACCAUAAACAAAGAGUCAUACCCAAUCAAAACGGUUUACCUGAUAUGGUUAACGAUACUAUGACCCUAGAUCACCGUUCAAAAAUAUAUAGUCAAAGUAGUUCUGAUGAAGAAAAAUAUAAUAAAUCUACAAAAAUGGAACAUCCCAAUUUAUAUACAAGAAACAGUUCAGCUAGUCUUUCAGGUAACGAAUAUGAAACUGACAGUUUAGAAAGAAACUGUAACCAAAAAAGAAUAUCAACGCCCACCGAAUAUCCCGAUAUACCAUCAUCUCAAGCUAGCCCAAGUUUGAGUAAUGCAUUACCAUUAGAAGAAGAACUUACAAUGACAAAUGCUGUGUAUAAGACACAUUCUAGCAGCAACAGUAACACCCCAUCACCACACCGUGAAGUUGUUAUAGACGAAAAUUAUUACGAAACGAUUGGUAAGUCAAACACAGUUGUCAAAAAAGGUAAAAGCGCCAUUACAAAUAGAAACACAGAUUACAGUUUAGUGAGUGAGGUUUAUGUAAAUAAUAACUACAAUUUUGGGAGUACACCUACCUCUCCCAGUGGCUCUGAGUGUUCGAUGGGUAGUAGAAAAUUUGUAGCAACCAGCAAAGAUAGUGAAGAGAAACCAGGAUGCUUGACAAUAGAAGUUAAAGACUCACCUGAAAACUAUAUUAAAAUACACGAAUCUGAUGGUUUUGAGCCUGACACAUUAGACAGGAAACAGUCAAAAUAUAAAGAAACUGCGGAUGACAUUAAUUUCAGUAGAAAAGAUUUUAUCAAAACGUUUAAUACCGGUGUUGAAAAUCAGUCAGACCGAAGAAUUCAAUUACGGAGUAGUGGCACAUUUACAAAGGCCAAUAAUAAAGUGGAAUACACAGCUAAAUUUAACAGUUUAAGAAAUGAAUAUGAACAACGGAAAAAUUGCAACGAUAGACCAAAAUUAUUGCCGACUACAUUCCAAGACAAUAACAGCACAGAAGUAACUGAACUUACGUGGGAAAAUGAUCCGGCAGAAUGGAACAGUGAAGAAGGACGAAUAUUAACAUUAGAGCUCCGUCAUUCAAAAAGGCAACGACAGUCUACACCACCGACAAUCAAACAAUUGAAAAGUUUAGCAAGGCCUGAUAUUUUGCCACCUCUACCUCCCACUGAAGACAGUCCGAUAUACGAACAACCUAUUAUACCACCCAGAAAAGUUGAAACAAACAAAUUACCAAUCUCUCCUCAUCCAAAAAACGUGAGUGGCAGAAGCCUCAAUCCGAGGACAUUGCACCAAUCUACAACAGUUGAUUCCACUAUUUGUAAUAAUCCAAUAUUUUGUGAAACAAUAUAUGGACCCUCUUGCGGUCCGAUGAGAGCUUCUGGCCUGUCUCAAUCCUCGGAAUAUAGUAAUGAUAAUUCCAUACGUCAAUCAUUUAGAUCUCAAGAUUUCAGCAGAAAAUCAAAUAGAAGAUUCGGAAGGUGCUCUAUAAAUACAAACACGUUUAUCAAGGGUAUAAAAGAUGAAAGUCAUGGUAAAUCACGAUUUAGAAGAAAGAAGGGUCCCAGCGUAGAAGAUUCCGGUUAUUUGAGUAGUGACUCGACUAGUUCGAGGCAAAUUCAAAGAAAACUAGUGAUUCCUAAAAUAGUAAGUUGCAGUGAAAGUGAUGACACUGAAAAUGAAGCUAGAAGUGAAUCUGGAGCUGAGAGUAUAGAAACACAUUCAGUUUACUUCGGCAGUUUUAGAAAGUCACAGAGUCAGGCAGCUUUGGGCUUCCUAGUACCUGACAAUAUAGCGCAGACAGGAGGUUAA